Messenger RNA from Saccharomyces eubayanus, 537 nucleotides. It is a transcript of the gene SPC2, whose product is annotated as signal peptidase complex subunit SPC2. The transcript has a single exon. Gene Ontology annotation, biological process: protein targeting to ER. The record is from RefSeq and is a predicted model, not a curated record. Gene Ontology annotation, cellular component: signal peptidase complex; membrane. Bases 1 to 537 code for a protein of 178 amino acids. Lineage: Eukaryota; Fungi; Ascomycota; Saccharomycetes; Saccharomycetales; Saccharomycetaceae.
AUGAGUACUGCUAAACCUAUUAACGUGUAUUCCAUCCCAGAGCUGAACCAAACUUUGGACGAGGCUUUACCUUCUAUUUUCGCGAGGUUGAACUAUGAGCGAUCAUACGCUUUGCUCGAUACCAAAUUGUACAUAGGGUAUUCCAUUGCUGUUGUAGCAGGGUUGAGUUUCUUCCUGGAUAAAAAAUUCGAGAGAUCUGAAAUCAUUCUGUACCAGAAGCUUUUGGUGGGCGCAUAUGUUGUCUUAUCGUUGAUGUUCUGGUACUUCACUCGUUUCGUUGAAAAGGGGACCGUUUAUACGGGGAAGAACAGAGACACAAAGGAGGAGAUAUACGUUAAGACCAAAUUUGAAAAGAACGAACCUCUGUACCUUGUUGAGCUCAUCCAGAAGAAGAAGGGGAACAGUUCGAGGGAAGAUCUGAAGACUAAAUUAGAAGUUAACAAGGUCUUUAAUGAAAGUGGCUAUUUACAAAAUGAGGUGCUCUUCAAAUGGUUUUCUGAACAGCUCAACGUUCUGGCUACCAAGAAAAACAUAUAA